Messenger RNA from Amaranthus tricolor (Joseph's coat), 2103 nucleotides. RefSeq names its product E3 ubiquitin-protein ligase AIRP2-like. NCBI's taxonomy places the organism in Eukaryota, Viridiplantae, Streptophyta, Magnoliopsida, Caryophyllales, Amaranthaceae. The record is from RefSeq and is a predicted model, not a curated record. Gene Ontology annotation, biological process: protein ubiquitination. Gene Ontology annotation, molecular function: ubiquitin protein ligase activity. Bases 1087 to 1716 code for a protein of 209 amino acids. The transcript is spliced from 5 exons.
UUCUUUCCUUAGAGGAUGACAUGGUUUGCAAUGUCAAGCAAGUGGGCUUUAUCUUAUACCUCUCUUAGUGGCAACUAAUUUUGAUAAACUCCCCCCUCUCUUGAUUUAUCUUUAAAACAUUCUCUGGAAAAUUCUCUCCUUCUUUCUCUCCCUCUCACAUCCUUCUCUCUGUUCAUUUGAUUUGUAUUUCCUAUUACAAAUUCUGGUGAAUAUUUAAAGCAGGACCUAUGUGGCAGAAGCAGCCCAGUAGAUCUUCCUAUAGAGAAUCAAUCAAAGCUCUUGAAGCUGAUAUACAGCAUGCCAAUAACCUUUUAUGUGCUGUGAUUCUGAUUUCCCUUCAGCUGUGGGCAGGGAUGAAUUCAGGAUUCUCUUAUAGGGUGAGUGUCUAACACUCACCUCUGCAUGUGUCUGUUGAACCAACUUGAUUACCAUAAUUUAAAUUAAAUGACUUAGGACAUGGGUUAGGCUUAGGCCAGCCUAGGUUCUUCCCUGACGGGUGUUGUAUUGCAUGCUAAUGAAUUAAUUGGUGUAGAUCAUGGACAUAUUAGUUUUUUCUGGAAGUGUCUGUAAUUCUUCAUUAAAAAAAAAAAAAUAAGCCUGUUCUUGUACCACCUAUUAAUUAUGCUGAGAAUGAUGUCUUUGCCUAGUGGUAGGCUUUUUCUUUCACCUUUAAUCAGUGUUCGAUUCUCAACAUCUAUAGCUAAGGAUGACUAGUUCCCCCCUAACUCUAGUCUUUCCCAGGAUAAAAAAACAUAAAUUUUUUGAAGGGCUUGUUUGGCUUCUAAUUUUUCUUCUUAAAGCUUUAAGCAUAACUAACAUCCCAAUUACUAUCAAAGAUGAUUUAAUUCUAUGCUUUUCUGAAAUCCUGAAACAAUGCAGAAUUGGGUUCUACUUUUACUUUUAUAAAAUCACUCAAAUGUUUCCUUUUUUGGUGAUAAAUAGAACAAUUACAUUCUUUCACCGUUCCUCGCCUUUUGCUGGGGGUUUUCCAAUUUAACAUUUAUUUUGAUCCUUGAGAUUCUUCCUAUUGAUUUUGUUUCCAGGGCAGCUUCACUUCCAAGGGACUAUUGUGGGGAUAGUGUUCAGAUGAGACUAUCUUACAGUCCUUUGGCUCCCUUUCUCAUUUAUUUGAUAGAAUGGAUGGAUUUUAGUUGUACAGAUGCCCUCCCUAAUUUUUUGGGUUUGCAUCAUAUUUUAGUAUACAAGGUAUAUGUUGAUGGAAUGCCAACUAUGUCUUCCCAAGAGAAGAAAGCCUCUUUAAGGGAAUUCUAUGCUGUGAUAUACCCAUCACUCAAGCAGUUAGAAGGCAAUCUAAUUGAAUUGGAAGAAGAAAGUAAAAAAAGUAGGAGCUCAGAUAGUUUGAGCAUAAAAAAAUUAGAUGACAAGAGGAAAGGCGUCAAUAAGGAUUUAGAGAUAGAUGAUGAGUGUGGCAUUUGUAUGGAACCUGACACCAACAUUGUAUUGCCCACCUGUGGACAUGCCUUGUGCAUCCGUUGCUUUCAUGAUUGGAAUGCAAGAUCAAGAUCGUGUCCAUUCUGUCGUGGAAGCCUAAAGAGGGUUAACUCUAAAGACCUGUGGGUUCUAACAAACAACCAUGAAAUUGUCGAUUCCAUCACGAUUGCAAGAGAGAACCUGACCCGUUUCCGCUUGUACAUCGAAAGUCUUCCACCUGCAAUACCAGACACCCAUACGUUGGUGUAUGAUUACAUGAUAUGAACUUGAGCUGACGAUAAACUCUGGUGUAGGAACAACAACAGUCAAGGAAGUACUAAAGAAGCCGACCAUUGAUUGUAUAUAGUGUCUGGUUCCACGGUCACCUUUAGGCUGUAAUAAUGGAUCAACAAUAGUUACAUUCGUCACCAGAUAGUUCUGUGUUUUAACCUUCAGAGGAAGUUUCUUCAAAUUGUUGAAGAUUACCAGCAAAAAAUAAGAAUGCUUCGUGAUUGAGGCUUCUGUAACUUAACUUAGAAGUACAGGUAUACUUUGACAUGAAACCCAGGCGUUUUAGAAUCUGGGAUGGAAUCGUCAAGCUGUUGAAUUGUGAAUUUUCUGGGUUUUGCCCCAUUAAUAAUUUGAUCAAUUUCUAUUGGGAUUGCCCUUCUA